Molecule: messenger RNA, 1116 nt
Organism: Phascolarctos cinereus (koala)
Lineage: Eukaryota; Metazoa; Chordata; Mammalia; Diprotodontia; Phascolarctidae
Gene: GNPDA1
Product: glucosamine-6-phosphate deaminase 1
Biological process (GO): D-glucosamine catabolic process; N-acetylglucosamine catabolic process; carbohydrate metabolic process
Cellular component (GO): cytoplasm
Molecular function (GO): identical protein binding; glucosamine-6-phosphate deaminase activity
Source: RefSeq, a predicted model, not a curated record
CUUGCGGUCUCCGGCGUUGCAGGAGCCCGGGAGCUAGGGACGAAUUCCACAAAAACUCCAUACUGUCGCCUCCUGUAAAGUUAGAACUUGGUACUGCCAGCCCAGUUCCUUCGGAAAUCACCUAUAAGUGAGGACACAAUGAAACUCAUCAUCUUAGAAGAUGCCCUUCAGGCCAGUGAAUGGGCUGCCAAGUACAUCAGAAACCGAAUCGUCCAGUUUCAACCAGGCCCCACCAGAUACUUCACCCUGGGGCUUCCUACAGGAAGCACUCCUCUUCCUUUCUACAAGAAGCUGAUUGAGUAUUAUAAGAAUGGGGACCUCUCCUUCAAGUACGUGAAGACAUUUAACAUGGAUGAGUAUGUGGGCAUCCCACGUGACCACCCUGAGAGCUUCCACACCUACAUGUGGAACAACUUCUUCAAACACAUUGACAUUUCCCCUACAAACGCCUAUAUCCUGGAUGGGAAUGCAUCUGAUCUGCAGACAGAAUGUGAUACUUUCGAAAAGAAGAUCAGGGAAGCUGGAGGGAUUGAGCUUUGUGUUGGAGGUAUUGGCACUGAAGGACACAUCGCCUUCAAUGAGCCUGGUUCCAGUCUGGCGUCUAGGACCCGAGUGAAGACUCUGGCCGUGGAUACCAUCCUAUACAAUUCUCGAUACUUCGAUGGAGAACUCUCAAAAGUCCCCACGAUGGUUCUCACUGUGGGUGUGGGUACAGUCAUGGAUGCCAGAGAGGUCAUGAUCUUAAUUACAGGCGCCCAAAAGGCACUUGCACUGCACAAAGCCAUUGAGGAGGGGAUAAGUCACAUGUGGACUGUGUCUGCCUUGCAGCAGCACCCCCGUGUAGUAUUUGUGUGUGAUGAAGAUGCCACACUGGAGCUUAAAGUGAAAACUGUUAAGUAUUUCAAAGGGUUGAUGAUUGUUCAUAACAAACUAGUGGAACCACUGUACAGUAUGAAAGAAGCAAAGGAAAACCAACCUUCAAAGAGACCAUAUAGUGACUAACGUUACCCUUGAAGCCAGCUGUCCAAUCCCCCAAAGAGAUACAGACUUUGAGGGAACAGGUCUUUAGGGGGAAAAAAAGUUUCAUUGAUUAAACGUUUUAUAUGCCCACUCCAA